GACAUGUAUCUCGCUCUGCGAGUUGGUAACUCGCCGAAGAGUCGAUGCUAGAGCAAGAGCUAGUUGGUUGUGUGGUUCGCACCUGAAAGGUGCGCUCAGUUCCAAGCUGUUCGUUGCCCGGAUUACACUGUGGAGUGCUUUCGUGCUUUGAUUUUUUCGAAUAAAAAUGACGAGUGAUUUGAAUUAUGUGUGAAGUGAACGGUGCACAUUUAAUGGAUAUUUUCAAAAAUACUGCAAUCGGAGAUUAUAAACCGUUUGGCAUUUCAGCAUAUUUGAAUCAACACAUAGAGUCUGCAACAAAAUACACAGAUGAGCAUCGAGUGGUGGUAGAAUGGCCGCAACCGAUGGUCAAAUAACAGUAGCAGCCGCGCGAUGGGCCGAAGAGGGCAGUUACCUUCGCGAAUUCGUCUCCAAAUACCAGCUUCCAGCCGUCGUCAAGAUCAUCAAAGGGCAAUACGGCGGUCUCGGUGUGCCGACCCUCCCGAGCCCCGGCUUGCAGUCCAGCGCCCUCCUCGUCUCGGCCGGCAAACGCCAAAAAAUCGUGGCCCAAGCCGUGAAGAUUAAAGAGGGCCGGCGACUAGUCUGCGUGGGCCCCCGUCUGGUGAUCCCGGACACUUACAGCGGCUACUUCGAGCUGCUCAGCGAGGAGGGGCGCGCCGUGCGGUGCAUCGAAAGCGUGUCGGAGUUGGCGCGCCGGCGGCCCGAGGAGGGCUGUCUGGUGCGGGAGACCAUUCGGGGGGUCCAGGCCAAGACUGAUCCUGAGGGCGGCGUCGUCCCGGAGGGCGCCCGAACGAUUCCCGCGGGCGAAAUCCUAGUCCCCGCGGGAGAAAUCCUAGUCCCGGGUUCCAAAGGCCGGUACCUGAAAUGCCUCGACUCGAGGGGUGACACCAUCCUCCUGGGGCUGGAGCAAAGGGGGAAGUUCUCGGUGCUCGCCCGCGAGGACAACAUAAGUGGCGUCCACACCGCCAAGAACCUCCUCAGCAAGCGGCUGCCGCUCACUGUGAGGCUGGUCCACGGCACCGCUCCGCGAGGCCUCAAAAGCCCCAGUCAUUUCGUGCCAGAACUUAGAUUACUCUCGGUGUUCGAGGAGGAGCACGUCUUCGCGCUGCCCCUCCAGAAGGACACCCACAGCGUCACCGCCCUGCCGCUGGCGGCCCCGCUGAAGCUCCUGCGGACCCGCAACGACGACCAGCUGAAGACCAUGCCCGAGUUCCACCGCUUGGUCGAGAAGUGCACCAAGUUGGUGGCCGACGUCGCCGACAGGAUCCAAGUGCUCGAUGGGAAAUUGGGCGAUUCGAAGAAACAUUCAACGCCGCCCGCCGCCGAAAUCAAAAACGGGUAUUUGUUACGUCGGAGCGCUUCCUCUGAUUCGGCUAACCACCGCACGAAGCACUCCCAUCAUCAUGCCAUCCAUUCGAAAGAUUAUGACGAAAUCGAUCAGAUAUAUGAUUAUGUGCGUGGAUUCGCUCCGUUACCCAAGAAUAUCCGCUCGCCCUUUUCCGACCCUUCGCCCUCUCUCACCUCGCACAGUUCCACACCUUCGCAUCCUGUCUCCGAUCUCAAACCGGAACCGCCGCCCAUCGAGACCAUACCCACCAAGAAGAUACAGGCGGAAAAGAGGAUACGCAAGGCGGAAAAGACGCCCCCAGGUCUCCCCAAGCUCUACGUCAAGAACGGUCAGUCUCAACGCAGCCGCCUCCUGCGUCAAAAAAGCGCCUCGCCAAUGAAAGAAACCCCCCCGAGUCCCAUCUCCAAAUCCGGCUCCCCCCUUUUCAACAUCAGGUACAAAUCCUUGAACAACCUCCAGGCGAUGGAACUCGACGGGACGCUCGACUCGAGCAAUUCCGGCGGGAGGGCGUCGGGCGACUCGGGCGGCGUCGUCAAACAGCCCGAGAAGCGGUCCCGGAAGCUAUCCCGACCCCGGAGUUUGACGAAUCUAGUGUGGGAAAUCAGGGAACACCCCGAUAUUUCGAUGCCAGUCGUGGACAAACCGAAGAAAAUCGAACCAGCGGCCAUAGUCUACAAGAAGCAUUCCAAGUAUUCGAUUAACGGGCCCAGUCAGCGCCGGGGAACACUCUAUUUAUAAAAAUAAACACUAGUAUGUACCCUCCAGCUUCAGCUGUUUGUGAUUUGUGUAUUGUAACUUUUUUUAAAGUUCUGUUUAAGACUUGUGAUUUCUAGUUUGUAGAAAAUUUUAUUUAAAGUAGACGAUUUGUGAUAACGCUCUGCUUGAAACUCAAACUGAUAAAAGGCACGAAUUUGAACGGUUUGUGUGGAGUGACGCGCAGUGUCCGUUGGUUGUUGAACCACGCCAAAUGGGUUGGCAGGAAGUUAGGGUCUUUGACUGGCUUUAGUCGAACACAUACAUUACUGACUCCAUCUUGAAAACUAUUUAUUUAUGCACACGAUUAAAACAUGCACUAAUCAGAAGUCAUGUCAGGCAGCUUGCUUUCGGCUGGAGUGAAUUCGAAUGUGCACCGUUAGAAAAAUGUUAAAACUAAGCAAAGAAAUUUCUGUAACUGCGACUAAUUGAUUUCAAUUUCGACUCGUUUAAUAUUAAUUAGCCAUGCUCUAGUAAUGCGAAUUUCGGAGUUGUUUUUGCGGCUUUUCUAGUUACCAAUUAAAAGUCGACGUGUCAAAGUUUCAAAUGGAUUCGUUAUCACUAAAUCGUUUUGCCAUAAUUUUGUAAUUAGGCAAAGUUACUGAUGCUUAUUUUUCAUCUGUGAUGAAACCAUGUCGUUUUUUAUACCUUAUGAUUUAGUUUAUAGGUUUACGUAUUGUAUUUUCAAGACGGAUGUCAUUUUCCAACGAAAACACAAAUGCCUUUCAAAUUGUGCUUUAGGCAUGCAAACUUGUCGUUAAUUAUAACUUCGCUGUUUGUAUUCCUAAUAUAGAAAUGCAAAAUGUCUAUGUAUUUUUGGAUUCUCAAAUUUACUGUUGUCACUAUUUACUGAGCCUCGAUGUAUAUUUAUUCAGCAAUUUGUAAAAAAAAUAUAUUGAAAUAAAUUGAACUUUUUGUCGUA
Molecule: messenger RNA, 3023 nt
Organism: Tribolium madens (black flour beetle)
Lineage: Eukaryota; Metazoa; Arthropoda; Insecta; Coleoptera; Tenebrionidae
Gene: sano
Exons: 4
Coding region: 332-2086 (584 amino acids)
Source: RefSeq, a predicted model, not a curated record